Messenger RNA from Choloepus didactylus (southern two-toed sloth), 2250 nucleotides. RefSeq names its product syndecan 1 (gene SDC1). Bases 225 to 1106 code for a protein of 293 amino acids. The record is from RefSeq and is a predicted model, not a curated record. Gene Ontology annotation, cellular component: membrane; cell surface. Lineage: Eukaryota; Metazoa; Chordata; Mammalia; Pilosa; Megalonychidae. The transcript has 5 exons. Gene Ontology annotation, biological process: cell migration.
CCAGGUUUGGCCACGGCCCGGGGCCGGUGCGCUUAUUAUAAGGCGGAGCUCGGCGGGAGAGGUGCGGGCGGAAGCGGCGCCGAGCGGAGAGGACUCCUCCGAGGAGGGCAGGAGCCAGCCAGCCGACCCCGCCGCCCUGGUCCCGGGCCGGGCCGGAGCCCAGGUUGCCCCGAGCGCGCAGCCCCGACCCGCGCAGCCCCGCGCCCGCCGCCGGCCCGGGCAGCAUGAGGAGCGCGGCGCUCUGGCUCUGGCUCUGCGCCCUGGCACUGCGCCCGCCGCCGGCCCUCGCGCAAAUCGUGACCACAAAUGUGCCCCCCGAAGAUCAGGACAGCUCUGGGGAUGACUCUGACUUCUCCGGUUCAGGUGCAGGUGCCUUGCAAGAUAUCACCCUGUCGCAUCAGACCCCCUCUACCUGGAAGGACCCAUGGCUCCUGACAACCACGCCCAAGGCUCCGGAGCCCACCGGCACCGACGCUGCCCCCACCUCCACCCCGACAGCUGUAGAGGGGCCCGUGGAGGAGCACGCGGUGGUCCUGGCAGAGGCAGAGCCUGACCUCACUGCCAAGGAGAAGGAGACCACCCACCCCCCCAGGGGGCCCACACAGCACCCAGCCACCCCCCAGGGCUCAACAGCCAGAGCCACCACAGCUCAGGCACCCACCACCACCCGUCCCCACAGGGACACACAGCCUGAGCACCCCGAGACCUUGGCGCCCACAGAGCCCAGCCGGCUCGACCUGCAGGUUCUUGCCAUGGAGGACGGAGCCUCCAGUCCGUUCCCAGCAGAAGAGGGCUCCGGGGAGCAGGACUUCAUCUUCGAAACAUCCGAGGAGAGCAUGGAUGCCGUGGAGCCUGGGCCUCGGAGCCAGCAACCCGAGGAGCCGGGGAGCCCGGGGGCCUCCCAGGGCCUCCUGGACAGGAAAGAGGUCCUGGGAGGGGUCAUCGCCGGCGGCGUCGUGGGGCUCAUCUUUGCCGUGUGCUUGGUGGGCUUCAUGCUGUACCGGAUGAAGAAGAAGGACGAGGGGAGCUACUCCCUGGAGGAGCCGAAACAAGCCAACGGCGGCGCCUACCAGAAGCCCAGCAAGCAGGAGGAGUUCUAUGCCUGACGGGGCAGCCACUCCAGACCCCGCUCGCUCCUCCAAGGAGAACUGCAAGCUCAGCCUCCCCAGCCUGCCCCCGGCCCCCCGAGGCCUGGGGUGGGGUGGGGGGCCGCUCUGCUUCUCUGACCUCUGCCCAAAGACUUGGGGUGCAGGGAGUUUCCUGCUGGUGAACUUUCCACCACAGCUAGAACCUGGCAUCUCGCCAUUCUGACUCAGUUUCUGCAAACGGGAGCAGCCCCUCCCCAGCCCGGCUCCGCACUGCUUGGGACCUGGAUGGCCCCCUGUGGCCGGGGGCCCUGGUGGGGGGCUUCUGGCUUCUGGCUGACAUGCCUACAGCACUUACCAGUGGGGACCAGGGGCUUUGGGGUGCAGGGGAGAGGCGUCAGGGCUCUACCUGAAUUCACCGUUUCGUGGGGAGGUCUCAUUUAUCAACUGAUUUUGCACGUUUCCUAUAGUUUCUUUGUUCAUAUCCCAGUAGACUUGGUUCUUUCCCAGGUAAGUUAGUUGAUCUGGUAUCCCCUAAUCUACAGUCAGGAGAAAGCAUCAGGGUUAAGAGGACUCUUUCGUUUGGUUUUAAACUAGGAUCACCAAAUCCCGAAGCCGACAUUAGGCUUCGUUUGUGCAUUGCCUGAGCUUGUCGCUCACGUGCACGACAGGGUACGAAACAUCCCAUGACCCCCAUCGGGGGUCUAGCUACCAUGCACUGUCCUGGGGCCACCCUGUCUCAAGUGGCCAGGCCCCUGUCUGUGAACUCGUGCCCAUGGCUGGGGCCGGAGCUGCAGUGAAGCUGGGGGUCCUGGGGGCCCCGGGCUGGAGUCUGGGGAGGAGGACUACUGGGGUGGGGGGCCAGUGGCUGUGAGUCCGGAGUCUUCUGCGGCCAGUGCCUGGAAUUCCUUCCUUUGGAGCCAUCUCCGUGGGACACAUCCUCCUGGAACUGGACACGAGGGUCUCGGGACCCCCCAGCACUGAGCUCCUUGGCAAAGGACCAGGUUUGCCUUCAGUUCGCUCCUGUGGCCCCACCCGGGGCUGGAAAUCAGGAAUGUUUUCCAAAGAGGGAUAGUCUUUUGCUUUUGGCAAAACUGUACUUAAUCCAAUGGGUUUUUCCCUGUACAGUAGGUUUUCCAAAUGUAAUAAACUUUAAUAUAAAGUA